AUGUAUUCUAACAUAUUUUUACCAAGACAAUGGUCGCGAAUCGCAUGUCUCUGUCGAACGGUUUCGACCGUAGAAGCUCAAAAGCUUCCACAAAAUAGCAAUUCAAGUGACGGUAUUUCACCGCCACCGCGAAUUCCUAGAGGACCUACAGAUAUUCUUCAAGCUUUGGCUGCCACAGUUGGUCCAGAUCCAACAGCUGCUCAUUACAAGUACCAUGAUGAUCCAUACUUGAUACCUCUUUCAAACUUCCGAAAGCGGUCAUAUGCAUUAUCAGCUGAAGCUGGCAGAAAAGCAGCUGCAUGGAUUAGAGACGAACAUGCUGAUCUUUUCACUACUCGAGAGUGGGAUCCUCCUGGUAAAAAGAAAACUCCAUAUUUAAAUGCUGACCCAUACAUUGAGGCUUUUGCUCCGAGACCAAUAUAUAAUGAUGAAAGUAAGGUUACUGAAGAAGACUUCAAUUACACAAUACAAAAUGCACUUCUUGAAGAUGCAAUAAAAGUGUAUGAACUCCUUGGUGGAGCGCAGGUGAUAAGUGAUGAGCUGAAAAUCAAAUUUCUCCAGUUACUCUGCUUCUAUAAUGAAAAGGAACCAAUUUCUAUGGAUUGGGUGGAAGAGAGAUGGUUUGCAGCAAAUACUCGUGAGAGGCAGGCAGCUACUUGGAGAUUGGGCGGGCUAGCUGAUAGUAUUUUCACUUCCAUGGAACCAAAAACACCUGAGGCGUAUUGUGCUGUAAUACAAGGAAUGGCGAAAUAUUAUCAAGCAGAAAGAGCACAUGCAUUAGCCCAAGAAGCAAUUGAACAAGGUAUACCAUUGUCAACAAGUGUAUUCAACUCACUUUUAAGCUGCAUUGGAUUUCUGAAGGAAGGUACUACUUUAAGAAUAGAAGCUUUGAAAACUUUACUAAGUCAAAUGAAUGAACAGGGUUUAACACCAAACCACGAGACGCUAACGGCAUGUCUCCGCUCUGUAUCAGCAUGGGGCGGUGGUAAAAUUUUACAACAAAUUGCUUUACAAGUCAUUGCGGAGUUCCGUCAAAUUGGCAUUCAACCCGGACUAUCGGCAUACUAUUAUUUGCUAUGUUUAUUUUGCAAAGAGCGUGGUGCUCAAAUAGAUAUCCUUACAAGUAUUCUAAAUGAUUUGGAAAAAAGAGAAAAAUUGGUACCACAAGAAGCAACUGAUACUAACUUCUUUAUCACCGCUAUGGGAGUGUGCAGUGAUCAUUUACAGAAUAUCGACUUAGCAGAACGGUUACACAAACUUCUAAUGAAAGAUGACAACUAUAAACUAGUUGGAGAUGCUUACAAGGAAAGUAUUUACUAUCGGCAUUAUAUAACGGUGACUUGCAGACACGCUCCGUUCGAGAAAACUCUCCAACUUCUAGACACUUUAGUACCAAACGUAUACGUUCCCGAACCGUCGGUUAUGGAAGAGAUAAUAAGAACGUUGGAGGUGGGCGGCGCUGGUGAUCGUUUGGCGCAGGCGUGGUCGCAGCUCGUUAUUUUCGGUCACGCAAACCGAACAAGGCUUGUCGAAAGAUUACUGGACGCUUUCUGCAACUGCUAUCAGUAUCAAGAUGAUGAAGUGAAAGCCAAAAUACGUUCUGCCGCUGCCGAUAUACUUAAGUUUGGCCAGAUGGCGGAAGAAAAAGAAGAAUCCGGUGACAGAAGAUCGCCCGUUCAAAAAUUAUCAGCAACAGCGAUAUCCAACAUAAUCGAGCUGUGUUCCGACGUUCAGGACAAAGCGGACCCCGGCUGGGACAUUGUCGGGGAAGCGUUGAACAAACUUCGCGCUGAACAAGCUAUGGGAGUGCCGGCGAGGCCGGAGAUACUCAUCGAAGUCGCGAAGAAGGCCGCUACCGUUGGGAAACCUGGCAUUGCUGCUACUGCAGUGACAUAUUUGGCCGAUUGCGGAUUUGAGGAAGCAUUAACAGCCAGCGUCCAAACUUUGAGCCUGAUGCUGAACCGAACUGAAGAAGAGGUGCAAGCGCUGUUACAAGAGGAUAGGACCAAACUGACUAGUGCAUUGCACCCGUCUGCGCUUGUCGUCGCCGAAGCUUACCAUGCAAUGAAAACAGGAACGACACUACAUUCUGAUUCGUCGACGAGUUCAGAAAGUGACAGUGACUCCUCAUCAGAUAAUGAAUAA
Molecule: messenger RNA, 2145 nt
Organism: Parnassius mnemosyne (clouded apollo)
Lineage: Eukaryota; Metazoa; Arthropoda; Insecta; Lepidoptera; Papilionidae
Source: the annotation of a GenBank genome assembly